AUGUUGUUUCGGUGUGGUGGGAUCUUGGUACGCGUCACGGGCCUGCGUGCUUGCCCAUUUCGCAGAGUUCACGAUCUUCUAUUAGAAAACUGCACUUUACCGUCGUCGAGGCCGUCCGGAGAGUCUAUUAUACGUACUCUCCGGCAAUACCUACAAAAUCUCGGCAGGGUAGGAUCAUGCAACGCGUACUUUGACCUGAACCAGUUUUCAAGCAUCAAGCUUGGCGCCUUUCGAUCUUUACUCCACUCAAGCGGCAUAUCUCUCAUCGACUGCCCUCACAAUCGUGGCAAAGACGUCGUCGACAAAAGGAUAAUCGUGGACAUUUGUGUUUGGGCCUGGGAUAACCCACCGCCAGCCACAGUCAUCCUCAUUGUCGGCGACAAAGAUUAUGUGCAUCUGGCGUCCAUACUGUCCAUGCGCGGGUACCAUGUCAUCCUCAUCGCUCCACCACAGGCGCAUGAGUGCUUACAGGAUGCCCAGGCAGCUGAAGUGCUGACAUGGCCAGAGGAUUUCAUCGUGAGCAUAGUCAAGUCCUCUGAGGAUCGUUCAUGGGUCUCACUCCUUCAUCACGAUGCAGCCGGUGCAGAAGCCUCCGACUAA
Molecule: messenger RNA, 600 nt
Organism: Postia placenta MAD-698-R-SB12
Lineage: Eukaryota; Fungi; Basidiomycota; Agaricomycetes; Polyporales; Adustoporiaceae
Exons: 2
Coding region: 1-600 (199 amino acids)
Biological process (GO): post-transcriptional gene silencing
Cellular component (GO): cytoplasm; peroxisome
Molecular function (GO): CCR4-NOT complex binding; RNA nuclease activity; mRNA base-pairing post-transcriptional repressor activity
Source: RefSeq, a predicted model, not a curated record